Messenger RNA from Dimorphilus gyrociliatus, 988 nucleotides. The record is from the annotation of a GenBank genome assembly. NCBI's taxonomy places the organism in Eukaryota, Metazoa, Annelida, Polychaeta, Dinophilidae.
GUCACUUCGUCGUUCGACGUCACUCAAAGCGUCCACUGUCAGCAUGAUGAAUGAAAUCUUUGGACCUGGAUUUGAAAAUGCAGCUAUUUUAUCAGCUAGGCCUGAUUUAGUUGCAGAUAUGCCGAAACACGCGACAAAUGGACCUCCACCAUCGUUAAUGAAACCGGAGACGUUUUACAGUGGUAUGGGGGUUCAUGUAAGUGCGCCAAAUUCGUCGUCAGAUAUUUCGGCGAUUCCUACAUCCAGAUCCCAGCACCAAAUGCACUCUUUCCCGACGCACUAUAUGAAUUCUGCGGCAAUUCCCGACCAAGCUAUGCUGGAUCAACUUGGCUCGGCUACUUCGCUAUCGACUCACCACAUUUCUGACCACAUGCAACAUCAGAUGAUGUACUCGCAGGCAUAUAGCCAACCACCUCAUGGUGUUAAUCAUCAUCCCCCUUUCGCUGCGGCACCAUCACAUCAUUCGAUGCAACAUUCUGCCGUCCAGGAGAUGGAUUGUGACCCACGAGAGCUAGAAGCUUUCGCAGAGAGAUUUAAACAGAGAAGGAUCAAGUUGGGCGUUACGCAAGCUGAUGUCGGUAAAGCUUUGGGUAAUUUGAAAUUACCUGGUGUGGGUUCGCUCAGCCAAAGCACGAUUUGCAGGUUCGAAUCGUUAACGCUGAGUCAUAAUAAUAUGAUUGCUUUAAAACCUGUUCUUGCCGCCUGGCUGGACGAGGCGGAAAGACAGGCAAGAGAUAAUAACGUGACAAGAGAGAUCUUCCAUUCGGCAGCAGAUAGAAAGAGAAAGAGAACAUCAAUAGCUGCACCAGAGAAGAGAUCGCUGGAGGCCUACUUUGCUGUGCAACCAAGACCAUCCGGCGAAAAGAUCGCUCAAAUAGCUGACAAGUUAAGUCUGAAGAAGAGCGUUGUAAGAGUUUGGUUCUGUAAUCAAAGGCAGAAGCAAAAGAGAAUGAAAUUUGCCGCUUUUGGUCAUAUUUCAAGUCGUUAA